Molecule: messenger RNA, 2308 nt
Organism: Marmota flaviventris (yellow-bellied marmot)
Lineage: Eukaryota; Metazoa; Chordata; Mammalia; Rodentia; Sciuridae
Source: RefSeq, a predicted model, not a curated record
UCAAUCAGACUUAAUGGGGUAUUAAAAAAAAAUGGGGGGUGGGGAGGGCCGCCCUCUUGCUCCGCGCCGCAGCUGCCCCAGGAGCGAAUGAAUAACGCCGCGCAGACGAUCCACUCAUCCGAUCCACGCGCGCUCCACGCCCGGGCCCUCUCCAAGUUGGAAAGGACAAAAAGAAGGCAAUAAAUCUAAAAGGAAGAGAGAGGGAACCGGAUUGAGCGGCAACUCCCAGCCUCUGCUGGAAGAGAGGGAGGGAGCCGGAGAGAGCGAGCGAGCGCGCGCGAGGGCGAGCCCUGCACGUAAAGAAACUGACACCCGGACCCCCCACUUCUCCUGCACGUUGCUGGCAAUCAGAUCGCGUUUAAGCAAUUUCCUGAGCCCAAGAAUAGCAAUGAGUCGGGAGACUUUCGCAGGCUGAAAUUGGGAGCUCCAAGCACUUUUCCCCCACUUUUUUUUUUCCUGGAGAAGGGGGCGCGCUACAAUUUGGAAACGGCUUUUUUUUUUUUUUAAUCUUGCACUUUGAAACCGCGGGACUGUGGCAGGGUGCGCGCGGGUGGUUGGUGCCUUUUUUUUUUUUUUUUUUCUUUCCCUGCCUAAACUCCUCUGUCAGUCUGUAAACAUUACCUGAGAAUUCCCCAGCCGGCACGGCUGCUAGGGCAAGAAACUUCUUGUUAGAACUUCCCACCUCCGGCUUCCCCUCCACCCCUCCACGGUCCCAACCUUAUAAGACGCUUUUUCUCCUCCCGAGGAUUCAUCCUUUUUUUUUUUUUUUAAGUCCCCCCCACCACCAACUUUUCUCAGCCGGUGCUUUGCAUUUGUGGAAAGGUCAUUUCAAGAGUGACCAGGUGGGACGCCUCUCUUUUGUAUUCGGUUUAUUUAUUAUUGUUUUGGGGUGUUUUCUUUUUUAAUUCCUGUUUUGUUCAGUCCGGGGAGUUUCGCCCCCUGCCCGGCUCCGCGGCGCGGAGGAUGGUGUGGAAAUGGCUGGGCGCCUUGGUGGUGUUCCCUCUGCAGAUGAUCUAUCUAGUGGCGAAAGCAGCCGUCGGACUGGUGCUGCCCGCCAAGCUGCGGGACCUGUCGCGGGAGAACGUCCUCAUCACCGGCGGCGGGAGAGGCAUUGGGCGCCAGCUGGCUCGCGAGUUUGCAGAGCGCGGCGUCAGAAAGAUUGUUCUAUGGGGCCGGACUGAGAAAUGUCUGAAGGAGACGACGGAGGAGAUCCGGCAGAUGGGCACAGAGUGCCACUACUUCAUCUGUGACGUGGGCAACCGGGAGGAGGUAUACCAGACGGCCAAAGCUGUCCGGGAGAAGGUGGGUGACAUCACCAUUCUGGUCAACAACGCCGCUGUGGUCCACGGGAAGAGCUUGAUGGACAGCGACGAUGACGCCCUCCUCAAGUCCCAGCACAUCAACACCUUGGGCCAGUUCUGGACCACCAAGGCCUUCCUGCCGCGCAUGCUGGAGUUGCAGAACGGCCACAUCGUGUGCCUCAACUCCGUGCUGGCGCUGUCUGCCAUCCCCGGCGCCAUCGACUACUGCACGUCCAAAGCGUCCGCCUUCGCCUUUAUGGAGAGCCUGACCCUGGGACUGCUGGACUGUCCGGGCGUCAGCGCCACCACCGUACUGCCCUUCCACACCAGCACUGAGAUGUUCCAGGGCAUGAGGGUCAGGUUUCCCCAUCUCUUUCCCCCACUGAAGCCAGAGACGGUGGCGCGGAGGACAGUGGAAGCGGUGCAGCUCAACCAGGCCCUCCUCCUGCUCCCCUGGACCAUGAAUAUCCUCAUUAUCUUGAAAAGCAUACUCCCACAGGCUGCACUGGAGGAGAUCCACAGAUUCUCAGGAACCUACACCUGCAUGAACACCUUCAAGGGGCGGACAUAGAGGCAGGAGGAAGAGACAUGCUCAAGGAGCCACGGAGCCUGCAGGGGCCAUAGAACCUGGGCACACACCCAUGCGCCUGCCUGUUGGUACAUUUCUGCUGGGUGAGCAGGGCUGCUUCUGUCCCCAGGGAAGAAUAUGGCAGCCCCCCAGGUCAGCCCCAGGACCUUUGCACAGGACUGAUGGGUAUAACUCUGACCCCCAUGGGGAGCCAAGAAACCAGCUAGCAGCUGCCUUGUCAUUUCUACAUUUCUGAUUCUGUAGAGUUCAUUGUUAAAUUGCUUCUCAAGUCUAACCAGCCUCAGCAGUGUGCAUAGACUAUUUCUGGGAGGGUCUGUCCCUAGAUGCUCUACCUUUCCCUCCAAAACCCACUCAUCCUCAGCUUGCGCAAACUGGUUGAACAGCUGGAAUGAAAAAUAAAGAGAGAUGGCUUUUGCAA